Messenger RNA from Phascolarctos cinereus (koala), 5066 nucleotides. RefSeq lists its product as uncharacterized. Lineage: Eukaryota; Metazoa; Chordata; Mammalia; Diprotodontia; Phascolarctidae. Gene Ontology annotation, molecular function: DNA-binding transcription activator activity, RNA polymerase II-specific; RNA polymerase II cis-regulatory region sequence-specific DNA binding. The record is from RefSeq and is a predicted model, not a curated record. Gene Ontology annotation, biological process: regulation of transcription by RNA polymerase II. Gene Ontology annotation, cellular component: nucleus.
AGCUAGGGAACCGGCCGGCAGAGCUGCUGUCGGAGUGGCCCAGUGGAGGGAGUAGGCGGAGCGCCAGCCGGUCUUCCCUGUCCCCUUGAAGUCCCGCCCCCACCCCGUGCGGGCACGCCCAUUUGUCGGCUCGAGAGGGGCGGGGUGUGACAGCCAAUCAGCUGUCCGGCCUGAGGGUGGCACUGGGCAUGCGUGCGGUGGCCUGGCAUCAGCCCUCCAAGGGCUAUAAACACAAACGCAUCGGUACUUGGGCUCCGGGGGAAUGUAAGGCGCCGAGUUCCGGACCUGGAGGUCUGGAAGCCUUUCUGUAGGAGGCGAACCAGAGUAGUUCUGCCUUCUGAAGGGUCUGCCCUUCUUCACCAGGAGGAGGUAGCUUUGUCUCCUUUGCAGAGGAGAUAAUGGCCCCCGGGCUUCUGGCAGCCGAGACCCAAAAGGCAUCAGUGACCUUUGGGGACGUGGCUGUGGACUUUACCCCCGAGGAGUGGGCGCGGUUGGACCUUUCCCAGAAGGAGCUGUACAGGGAGGUGAUGCUGGAAAACUACAGGAACUUGGUCUGCUUGGGACUUGCAGUUUCAAAACCAGAAGUAAUCUGCCAGUUGGAGCAGGGGGGAGAACCUUGGAUUCCUGAAGGAGAAGGCCCAAGAUGUAUGUGUGCAGAUUGGAAGACUCAGCAAGAAUCAAUGGAAUCAUCUCAAAAUCUGGACAUUUCAGUGGAAGAAACAUCACUGGAAAGACUUGUAAUGGAUGGUUCCUUUUUCUCCAAGUUGAGAAAAGCCCGGGAAUGGGAUGCCAGCUUAGAGAGGCAAAAAGACUCCAGGGAGAAACAUUUCUGGCCAGUCAAAACCACGCGAAAGAAACUUGCUGGCAUAUCAAGAAACCAAGAACGUAAUAGGCAUGGUAGAGUCUUUAAUCCUGGGCUAGUGCUUUUCCCGCAGCCAAGAGUAGGAAAGAGUCUCAGUAUGUGUGACACACACAAAACGAGCUUCAGACAGUAUGCAGAUAUAAGAAAAUGGAACGGAAUGUGCUCAAAGAAAACCUUUUCUAACUGUAAUGAAAGCAAGAAAAUUUCGAGGUAUGAUUCAGGCCUUACUGAAAAUUGUAAAAUAUAUACUGGAGAAAGGCUUUUUGAAUUUAAUGAAUGUGGGGAUACUUUCCAUCAGAGCACAGGGCUGACUGAACAUCAAACAAUUCACUGUGGAGGAAAACCUCAUAAAUAUAACAUAUCUGGGAGGGCUGAUAGACUGACAACUUGGUUUACUCAGCAUCAAAGAACUGAUCUAGGAAAGAAACCUUAUGAAUGUAAUAUAUGUAGGGAGGGCUUCAAUCAGAGGGCAGAACUUACUAAGCAUCAGUCAGUUCAUACUGGAGGGAAACUUUAUGAAUUUAAUAAAUGUAGGCAAACUUUCCAGUGGAAGUUAGCUCUUACUCACCAUCAGACAAGCCAUGCUAAUGAAAAAUGUUAUGGAUGUAAUGAAUGUGGGAAAGUAUUCCAUCAGAAGAGAGGACUUAUUCAACAGCAGAGAAGUCAUACUGGAAAGAAACCUUAUGAAUGUAAUGAAUGUGGUAAAGAGUUCUCCCAGCAGGCAGGACUUACUAAACAUCACACAGUUCAUUCUGGGGAGAAACCAUAUGAAUGCAAUCAAUGUGGAAAGGCCUUCCGACUGAAAGACCAGCUUAAUGAACAUCAGAGAAUUCAUACUGGAGAGAAGCCCUAUAAGUGUAAUGAAUGUGGCAAGACUUUCUGCAGGCGUUCUAACCUUAAUGAACAUGAGAGAAUUCAUACCGGUGAGAAACCUUAUGAAUGUAAUGAAUGUGGGCAGACCUUCCCAAGGAGGUCAGCUCUUACCAAACAUCAGAGAAUUCAUAUGGGUAAGAAACCUUAUGAAUGUAAUGAAGAUGAGACAACCUGUAGCCAGAACACAAAACUUACUCAACACCAGAGAAUUCAUCAUGGAGAGAAACAUUAUGAAAGUGACCAGCAACAAACAAUUCCCAAUUGUGAGAAACCUUAUGAAUGUGAUAAAUGUGGGAGAUCCUCCUGCAGGCCGUCAAGCCUUACUGGACAUGAGAGAAUCCAUACUAGUGAGAAACCUUUUGACUGUAAUGAAUGUGGUAAGGCCUUCUGCUGGAAUACGGCUCUUAUUAAACAUCAAAGAAUUCAUGCUGGUAAGAAACCUUCUACAUGUAAUGAAUGUGGAAAGACCUUCAGAUGGAGUACAGCUCUCACUAAACACAGGAGAAUUCAUACUGGCGAGAAACCUUAUAUAUGUAAUGAGUGUGGGAAAGCCUUCUGCAAUCGAUCAAACCUUAUUGAACAUGAGAGAAUUCAUACUGGGGAGAAACCUUAUGAAUGUCAUGACUGUGGGAAGGCCUUUUACUGGAGUACAGCUCUUACUAAACAUCAGCGAAUUCAUACUGGGGAGAAACCUUACGAAUGUCAUGACUGUGGGAAGGCUUUCCGAUGGAGCACAGCUCUUAACAAACAUCAGAGAGUGCAUACAGGUGAAAAGCCUUAUGAAUGUCAUGACUGUGGAAAGGCCUUUUACUGGAGUGCUGCUCUUACUCUCCAUCAGAGAAUUCACACUGGUGAGAAACCUUAUGAAUGCAGUGAAUGUGGAAAGGCCUUCCGCUGGAGUGCAGCUCUUAAUAAACACCAGAGAGUUCAUACUGGUGAGAAACCUUAUGAAUGCAGUGAAUGUGGGAAGGCUUUCUACUGGAGCAUAGCUCUUACUAAACACCAGAGAAGUCAUACUGGUGAAAAACCUUAUGAAUGUAAUGAAUGUGGAAAAGCUUUCCAACUAAAAGGACAACUUAGUCAACAUCAGACAGUUCAUACUGGUGAGAAACCUUAUGAAUGUAGUGAAUGUGGAAAGGCCUUCAGCCGGAAGAUAAGACUUAUUCAACAUCAGAGAAUUCAUACUGGUGAGAAACCAUAUGAAUGUGAUGAAUGUGGAAAGGCUUUCCGACUUAAAGGACAGCUUAAUCAACAUCAGAUAAUUCAUACUGGUGAGAAACCUUAUGAAUGUAAUGAGUGUGGGAAGGCAUUCACCCGAAAGGUUAGACUUAUUCAACAUCAAAGAAUUCAUACUGGUGAGAAACCUUAUGAGUGUAAUGAAUGUGGGAAGGCCUUCCGAAUAAAAGGAAAACUUAGUCAACAUCAAACAAUUCAUGCUUCUAAGAAACUUUAUACAUGUAAUGAAUGUGGGAAGGCCUUCAGUGAGAAGAUAAAACUUAUUCAACAUGAAAGGGUUCAUACUGGCUAGAUUAUAAAUAUGAUGAAUGUGAGGUCUUCCCUUUGAGUACCUCUAUUAUGGAACACCAGAGAAUUCAUACUGGAGAGGAGCCUUGAGUAUAAUGAAUAUGGGAAGGCUUUUAGUCAUGGUUGAGAACUUUAAAAAUAUCAUGGGCUUCAUACUAGAAAGAAAAUUAUAAUUGUUAAAUGUGGAGGGUGGGGGAACUGAGUCUAAUGCCUGUUCACACAACUCAGUAAGCAUAAGAGAAUUCAUGCUGGAAAGAAGUAAAAUGUGGGAGGGAGUGCUUCUUAAUCAAACUCCUUUCUAAAUUUUUAUAGUCAUAUUUUUUAGAAACCUUGUAGAUUUAAUAAACAUGGAAAAUACUUUGUGAGGUCACAUCUUAACUAUAUUUCAAAGAAUUCACUCUGGUGAGAAGCUGCUUAUGGGAAUGCUGCCAGGGGCAGGUCAGAUCUUAAAUUACAAAAGAAAAUUCAUAUGGAAUGUAUUCAAUAUAGGAUGGCUGUCAGUUGGGGUGAAGGGCUUAUGGAGCAAGACAGUUCAUACUGGACAGACCUUAACAAUAUGAUGGACAUGUGGUGGCAUUUCACCUAUGAAGAGCGCGUACUCUAUGUAGCACAGAUCCUUCAUUUCAUAGAUAAAGAAAUGGAAGCCCAGGGAAUCAAACAACUUGCCCGCGGUCACACUAACGUUACUGCAGGAUUUGGACCUAGGUUUUCUGACUCCAGAGCAUUAGAGAAUACAUUCUGGAAAGAAACUUUGUGGAUUUAAUGGUCUGGGAAAGGCUUUGCUCCAGAGAAAACACUCAGCACCAUUUUGAAGUAAGGAUUAAAAACUGUAUUCAUAUAGUGAAGAUGGAGAGCCAAAACAUGAAAGUAAUUCAUCAUCUAAUAGUUCAUGUGGGGAGGUCUCAUGAACUUCAAAAAAGUGAGAAGCAUUUCAGCCAGAUUACUAUCUGUGGUAGGGAUGAUAUUUCCUGGGGACUGCCAUGUCAUCUAUACUAGCUUUUCUUAAAGCCUUACCCCAUGCAUGUUAUAUCAGUUCUUUUCCUUAAGAGUUACUGAAACACUCCCCUAGUCUGGAAUGCCUAAGGAUACUGGUUCAGGUCAUUGGCAUAGCUUCCUGGUCACCCUCAUACAAAGCCCAGGAGGAGCUUCGCCUCCCUUUCAGAGGUUUCUGACUUUGAACCAAUAGCAUGAUCAACACCAGGAAGCUGAAUUCAGUUGAAUCAGUUCUGAACACCCUAUAGAAUAUCCUUCCUCAGCUAGUGGCUAAGUAAACCUUUUGUGACUUGCUGAGGGAACUACAAGUCUCAUUUUGUUUUAGCAUUAGACUUAAGCUAUGAAAGGACCAGCCUGAGGUGGACCUGACCAAUGAUACCAGCCUUUGCUGAAAAUUUGAGCAUUGAAAUUCAAGGGAAACCCUAUGGAUCAGUGGUUAGCAAACUACAUCCCAAAGGUCAAAUCUGGCCCACAUAGUUUUAGACCCCCCUGUAUUUUAAGAAAAACCUUUCAACAAAAUCAUUCUUAGCUCACAGGCUGUGAAAAAUAGGUGGUGGGCCAUAGUUUGUUUACCCUUGCUAUAAAUGAAGCAGACCCCUCUAUUGUAGAUUGUAGCAUAUGUACUUUAUAUAUUAUGUUAUAGUGGCUAUUUCAAACAUUUUCCUCCUCAAAUCCCAAAACACUUCCCAAUCACAACCCCCAAACUUACAACACCCAAUUUAGAGUCAUAAUUACUGAAGAAAUUGGGGGCAUUCACAUGGAAGCCCACUUCCUGAGCUCUGCUAUUUUAAAAAUUCUGAAAAUUGUCAAGUAU